UUGAAGAUGGCCGCGCCCAGGGCAGAAAAAACCCAGCAAACUAACAAGAAGGAAAUCUCCUUUUUAAGGGCAAAACAUAUCAAGUUUUUCUCACGAUGUCUGCAGAUUCUUCCACAAAGUUACACUUCCCUCGACACAAGCAGGUUGACUGUAUGCUUCUUUGCCCUGUCUGGCUUGGAUGUGAUUGAUUCUUUAGAUGUUGUUGAGAAAGAGAAACAAGACAUAAUUGAUUGGAUCUAUUCACUACAGGUUCUUCCAGACCCUAAUCACUAUGAGGAAAGCUCCAAACAUUGUGGAUUUAGAGGAUCUGCAACUUUAGGCACUCCAUACAACCCAUCCAUGAGCAUUCCAUCAGAGAGUCACCGCUAUGAUUGGGGUCACAUUGCAAUGACGUAUACGGGUCUGUCAAGUCUGCUCAUUCUUGGUGAUGACCUAAGUCGGGUCAACAAACCAGCUGUAGUGGCAGGCCUCAAGGCGCUUCAGUUGGAAGACGGAAGUUUUGCAGCAACUCUAAACGGAAGUGAGAAUGAUAUGCGGUUUAUCUACUGUGCCUGCUGCAUCAGCUCAAUACUCAAUAACUGGAAUGGAAUCGACACGAACAAAGCGGCCGAAUAUAUCCACAAGAGUUUGAGCUAUGAUUUUGGAUUGGGACAGGGUCCAGGCCAGGAGGGUCAUGGAGGUACAACAUUCUGUGCGGUAGCUUCCCUGGUUCUAAUGGGUAGAUUGGACUCCACGUUUAACAAGAGACAACAGGAGAGGAUAAAGUCCUGGUGCAUCAAGAGGCAACACUCAGGAUUCCAGGGCAGACCCAAUAAACCUGUGGAUACGUGUUAUUCAUUCUGGGUUGGCGCUACUCUAAAGCUGCUGAAUGCCUAUGAGUUUGUAGACUUUUCUUGCAAUCGAGGCUUCAUUCUGUCAACCCAAGAUGAUACUGUUGGAGGAUUUGCAAAGUGGACAGAUUACCAUCCAGAUGCUCUUCAUGCGUACUUCGGAGUGUGUGGCCUUUCACUGAUGGGAGAACCCAACAUUCUUCCUAUAAGUCCAUCUCUAAACAUCAGCCAAAGAGCGGCCGAUCAUCUCCAGGCAUUACACGACAGUUGGAACUCAGAGGUCACGUCAUGAUCAAAAUUUCAAGUCGUGCCACAAACUGAAGUAUGACUUAAAAAUCAUAACAUUUUGCAAAAUGUUUUUUUGUACAGUAAUUGAUGAAUUCAUUACUUUCAACAUUGCCUACAAGUUCCCCGACACUGAACCGUUUCAUAAUUACACUAAUUAGCAUGACUGAUAUCACUACAAUUUGCCAUUCUUCGUUUCCACGAAGUGACAUUUCACGAUGCCGAUUUAGCCGUUAAAACAUGGCACUAAGAUAGUGUAAAACAUGCGGAUUGUCUAGUGGUAGUAGGAAUUCUGCAUUAUCAUGAAGAGGCGUAUCUGUUGACCUAUUGCAAUUUAGAGUUUCACACGAAGACGCAUACGUGUACAUGUAAUUUUUGUAUGCAAUAGUUUUUACAUAGCACUCUGUGUCCAUGCCUCCUUUUGUUAGUUUUCACUUAGUGGCGUAUGUGUUUGUCGGCCAAAGUGUACAGGUCAAAAUGUCAAGAACAAAUUGGCUCAUCUCAAAGCCACCACUACUCAAAAAGAAACUCGUCAAAGUGGUGUUAAUGUCAGGUCGGUAGUAACUUUAUUUUAAAUACAUGUACGUGUAAUUUCACUUGUAAAAAAACCCCAAUACACACAAAAUACCCCACCACAAAACAAAUGAAUUGGUGCAAAAUAUGCAAUGAUGCCCCCCCUACUUUUAAAAACCAAGGAAAAGACCAAAUUUUUUAAAUUGAUGGUAUUAAAUGCGGGUAAAAUGUACCUCAAAGUUUCAUGUUCAUUCCAAACGUUUUGUUUCGUCAGUUUGUUUAGAAUUUUACAAGAACAAAGUGUUCUGCAAUUCUUGAACAUAGUCAUCGCAUUCGCAGGAAGUAUGAACUGGCCUUAAGCCGUUGUUGAACUCAUCAGAAAAAAAUACAUAAUUGUCAUGUAUAUAUAUAAAUAUGUUUUUUUUGUUGGAUGUUUUUAUGUUUUUAUGAUACAUAAUUUUAUUUGAUAGAAAAUUUGUCCAGUUUUACAAAAGGGCAACACCAGCCCCGGAUUUAUGUGUCUGUUGGUUUAAAAAUAAACACAAACAAAACAAAACAGGGCCUAAUUUCAUGGCUCUGUUUACCGUUGAAUUCUGCGCUUACGAUCACCAUUCUCCGCUUACUCGCUAGCGCCAAAUCACUAGGUUAUCUGUUUAAGCGUAGAAUUUCUAGUAUGGUGGAGUACGCACAUGCACAAACUUGCACAAAUCCAAACUUCCCUGCCAACCUGUGAAAUACGCUUGACAGAAGCACAGAUUUCCCUGCUUUCGCCAGCGCCGAUUCUUUGCUUACGGUAAGCAGAGCCUUGAAAUUGGGCCCUUCUUAGCUUACAUAAUUGCCUUCACUCACUCGUUAUUGAAAUGUUUUUGUUUGUACAAGUAUUUAACUCAAAUUUAAUGAUGUAUUUGUAGCGUUUAUUUGUUGUCUUCUUGAUUAAGUUGGCUGGACUUGACUCAAUAAAGACCGGUUGUUUAUUAAAAACUGAACAUUUUAAAAGAAAAAGUAUGCCUUAUGAUUCCAGGCCUUUGUUCUGUUGUUGUACAAACAAGGAUUACAAGAGGUCAAUGGGCAGCCACUAUUGUUUAUCACUGUAUCGACAUAUGGGAGGCAGGUUUGAGUUCUCAACAUACCAUGACCAAUUAUCGGCUGCGGCUUACAGCCAAGGGUUGCCGGAUCACAGUGAAGACAUACCAUACAUUCUUGAAAAAAAAUCAAAAUCCAGAUGCAUUUUAUGAGAGGGUUUGUCUUUAAACCUUGCUAAGUCAGGGUUUCAUUGUGACAAGCGAUAUUCUCAGAAACAGGCAUGUGAGUAACUAUCCAUGAAAAGAGGAAAAGAGAAAACCGGGCAAGAAAAAAA
Molecule: messenger RNA, 2985 nt
Organism: Asterias rubens (European starfish)
Lineage: Eukaryota; Metazoa; Echinodermata; Asteroidea; Forcipulatida; Asteriidae
Product: geranylgeranyl transferase type-1 subunit beta-like
Exons: 9
Coding region: 7-1122 (371 amino acids)
Biological process (GO): protein geranylgeranylation
Cellular component (GO): CAAX-protein geranylgeranyltransferase complex
Molecular function (GO): CAAX-protein geranylgeranyltransferase activity
Source: RefSeq, a predicted model, not a curated record